AAAAAAGUUUUCUCCCGAAUGAAAGAUCAUUGUGGUUCUUCUGGACAUUUCUCUCUCUUCUCCUAAGCUUUUGAUAAGGAGGUGAGAAGGGGAAAGAAAAAAGGCUCAUUAGUGUUUUCCUUUUCUCUCUUCAAAAAGAACCUUUUUUUUUUUAUUAGGAAGAAGGAAAUUAUUUUCUUUUCUUUCUUUUCUUUUUCUUUUCUCUGAAAGCAAACAAACAAACUAACAAUACUCCAAAAUUAUAAACAGGAACAGAAAAUUGAAAAUAAGAAAAAGAAAACAUUACGAAUAAAAAGAAAGAAAACCAAGAAAACCCAUCAUCAUUUUUGACCUUAUAAAAAAAAAUUUGAAAAAUAUCUCUUUCCCUAUCUCCCCUCGUCCUCUUUCUAUAAGACCCCUCCAUGUUGAUUCCUCUCUCUCGAAUUUGCAGGUUAAGAUCUGCAACCAAAUCUCUCUGAUUUCAGAUUUCUGCGAUAUCAACUGGGUUGGAAAAAGAUUCUUUUUGAAAAUUUGGGUUUCAAGAAAUUGGAUUGAGCAAAUCUUGCUGUUGUGGUUUAUUUGGAUCUGGGCUUUUCUAUACAAGGAAUGUCGCUGUUGUUAAAAGGGGAUUCUAUUCAGAUUCGCGAGGUUUGGAAUGAUAAUCUUGAAGAAGAAUUUUCUCUUAUUCGUGAAAUUGUUGAUGAGUAUUCCUAUAUAGCUAUGGACACCGAGUUUCCAGGCAUUGUGUUGCGUCCCGUAGGAAAUUUCAAGAAUAGUAAUGAGUAUCAUUAUCAAACUUUGAAGGAUAACGUUGAUAUGUUGAAGUUGAUUCAAUUGGGUCUUACAUUUUCAGAUGAGCAAGGAAACUUACCCACGUGUGGAACUGAUAAAUAUUGCAUUUGGCAGUUCAAUUUCCGUGAAUUUAAUGUGAAUGAGGAUGUUUUUGCAAAUGAUUCGAUUGAACUUCUGCGGCAAAGCGGGAUUGAUUUUAAGAAGAAUAAUGAAAGGGGUAUUGAUGCUAUGCGAUUUGGUGAGCUGUUGAUGUCAUCAGGGAUUGUUUUGAAUGAUAGUGUGCAUUGGGUAACUUUCCACAGUGGUUAUGAUUUUGGUUACUUGCUUAAGCUCUUGACAUGCCAGAAUUUGCCUGAUACACAACUGGGGUUCUUUAACUUGAUCAAUAUGUACUUCCCCACCCUAUAUGAUAUCAAGCAUUUGAUGAAGUUUUGCAAUAGCCUUCAUGGAGGGUUGAAUAAGCUUGCAGAGUUGUUGGAAGUGGAGAGAGUUGGGAUAUGUCAUCAAGCAGGUUCAGAUAGUUUGCUCACAGCUUGUACAUUCAGGAAAUUAAAAGAGAACUUCUUUAGUGGCUCCUUGGAAAAGUACGCCGGUGUGUUGUAUGGUUUAGGUGUUGAGAAUGGACAGAGUACUCAUUGAUUGUGAAAAUAAAAUAAGAAAAUCCUGAAAAAAAAAAUUAUUAGAGAGAUGCUUAAUCAACUGUAUGUGCGUGUGCUUAACACCCACAGUUCAUGUACACUUUUGUCAUCAAGUCUUCUUAAUUUAUGAACAUUUUAAUAUUCUUAAUA
This is a messenger RNA of Ricinus communis (castor bean), 1559 nucleotides long. Its product is annotated as probable CCR4-associated factor 1 homolog 7. Gene Ontology annotation, cellular component: CCR4-NOT complex; P-body; CCR4-NOT core complex. Gene Ontology annotation, molecular function: poly(A)-specific ribonuclease activity; nucleic acid binding. The transcript is spliced from 2 exons. The record is from RefSeq and is a predicted model, not a curated record. Bases 586 to 1410 code for a protein of 274 amino acids. NCBI's taxonomy places the organism in Eukaryota, Viridiplantae, Streptophyta, Magnoliopsida, Malpighiales, Euphorbiaceae.